Messenger RNA from Dacryopinax primogenitus, 2592 nucleotides. RefSeq names its product HECT-domain-containing protein. Gene Ontology annotation, molecular function: ubiquitin protein ligase activity; protein binding. NCBI's taxonomy places the organism in Eukaryota, Fungi, Basidiomycota, Dacrymycetes, Dacrymycetales, Dacrymycetaceae. The coding region runs from base 1 to 2592 and encodes 863 amino acids. The record is from RefSeq and is a predicted model, not a curated record. Gene Ontology annotation, biological process: ubiquitin-dependent protein catabolic process. The transcript has 8 exons.
AUGGCCGACUCGGGACAACGCCUCCAUGUCCCUGGACAGUCCAGGAAGCUUCGGCUUAAUGUCGUCGCAGCUAGUGGGCUUAUCAAACGCGAGGUCUUCAACCUCCCCGAUCCUUUUGCUGUUAUUUCUGUCGAUGGUCAGGCUGUACACAACACUAGCGUGUUCAGAAAGAGCUUGAAUCCCUACUGGAAUGAAAGUUUCGACCUUGAUGUCAAGGAAAACUCCACGCUGUCUGUUCAGAUUUUUGACGAGAGGAAGUUCAAGAAGCGUGAUCAGGGUUUCCUGGGUUUGGUCAUGAUACGAUUGGAUGAAGUAUUCGACUGGCAGAGUGGACAUCAAGAGAUGCUCACUCUGGAACUUAAACCCUCUAAUCAGAAUAUGCCAGUCAUGGGUCGACUGGUCAUAUAUCUAACUGCGGAUACCUCCACGCGCAUUUCCAAUCCCGGUCCCUCUCAAUUGUCUGGGAACAUCAGCCAGCUCAGCGCACCUUCUACGUCCCAUUCCAAUCCUGUCAACCUUCCCGUAUCGAAUACGUCCCCAGCACUGUCCCCGCGCCAAAGCUUUGUUUCAGGUACCGCCGGCGCUGUGGAAUCGUUGAGUCCCGGACUGAACACAUCCUCGGAGCGGCCUGACUCUCGUGCAUCAAGCGGGUUGACGAAUAUUUCCAACAUGACGAAUCGCAUGCAGCGAAUGUCAGUGAAUCCGGCACAGGAGCAGAUCGCUCCUCAGGCCGCGUCGCCCUACGCUCCCAACGUAGCUCCCGCACCAGUUGCCCAAAUGGUGAAUUCUGGAUCUGCUGUUCCCGCCAACCCCAACCCCGCGCAUAGAUCUGGUCCUACGCAGGGCGCACAGACGGAGGACGAGCUUGGCCCUCUUCCACCUGGUUGGGAGCGUCGGGAAGUCAACGGCAGAUCAUAUUAUGUGGAUCAUUCCACUCGCACUACUCAAUGGAGAAGACCGCCACCUGUCGCCAAUGCUCAACCCAUGGAACAAGGGGCCGAUUUGGCUAGGUCUAGAACCCGACACGAAGGACGGUCGCUGGCGGAUGACAUGCUUGGCACUGUAUCUGGUGCUGUAACUCCCGCCCAUUCGGCUAAUGCGAUUGGUGCGCAGACGCGGACAGGGGUUGCUGGGGUCACAGAUCCAUCUCUUGGGUCCUUACCUCAGGGAUGGGAACAGCGGUUCACCGCAGAGGGUCGGCCUUAUUAUGUCGACCACAACAACCGAACCACGAGCUGGCAGGAUCCUCGCCGCCCUGUAUUCCGACCCCAAGGCACCCCAGCUGAAACUGUGGGCGCAUCUUCGUCCUCGUCCCAGCUCGGACCCCUACCCUCUGGUUGGGAGAUGAGGCUCACUGCCAGCAACCGUAUCUACUUCGUUGAUCACAACACGAAGACCACAACGUGGGACGACCCGCGCUUGCCGUCAUCGGUGGACAAGGACACGCCGAAAUACAAAGUAGACUUCCGGCGCAAACUUAUCUAUUUCCGUAGUCAGCCGGCCAUGAGACCAUUGCCAGGAAAUUGCCAGGUUCGUGUACGGCGCAACAAUUUGUUCGAGGACAGCUAUUCCGAGAUAAUGCGUCAAACCCCUGAGGACUUGAAGCGGCGGCUUAUGAUCAAGUUCGAAGGCGAAGAUGGCUUGGACUACGGCGGCGUGUCGAGGGAAUUCUUUUUCUUGCUAUCACAUGAAAUGUUCAACCCCAUUUACUGUCUAUUUGAGUACUCCGCACACGACAAUUAUACCUUGCAGAUCAACCCCGCCUCUGGAAUUAACCCUGAACACUUGAAUUACUUCCGUUUCAUCGGUCGAACCGUUGGACUAGCUGUAUUUCAUCGUCGCUUCAUGGAUGCUUACUUCAUUGUCAGCUUCUACAAGAUGGUUCUCGGGAAAAAGGUCACACUGGCUGACCUGGAAAGCGUGGAUGCCGAGCUGUUUCGAGGCUUAACUUGGAUGCUAGAAAAUGAUAUCACCGAUAUUAUCGAUGAGACCUUCACCAAAUCAGAGGAACGAUUUGGAGAACUUGUCACAGUGGAGUUGAAACCAGGAGGAGCUGACGUUGAAGUCACCGAGGUGAACAAGAAAGAAUACGUCGACCUUGUUGUAGAAUAUCGUAUAUCCAAGAGGGUGAAGGAACAGUUCGACGCAUUCAUGUCUGGGUAUCUUGAUCUCAUACCUCAAGAUCUUAUUCGCACAUUCGACGAACGGGAACUGGAAUUGCUCAUCGGCGGCAUGUCCGAGAUUGAUGUGGAUGACUGGUGCAAGUUUACCGACUACCGUGGCUAUCAGAUGAACGAUGAAGUGAUCCAAUGGUUUUGGAAAUGCGUGCGGUCCUUCCAGCCGGAACGCAAGAGCAGGCUGCUGCAAUUCGUCACUGGAACAUCACGAAUUCCUGUCAAUGGGUUCAAGGACCUUCAGGGGUCGGAUGGUCCCAGGCGAUUCACCAUUGAGAAGUCUGGUGACCCGGAAAGCCUCCCGAAAAGCCACACUUGCUUCAAUCGCAUUGAUCUCCCGCCUUACAAGGAUUACGAGAGUUUGGAAAGGAAGCUAAUAUUUGCAAUAGAAGAAGCAGAUACCUUCGGCGUUGAGUGA